Clupea harengus (Atlantic herring) is the source of this 4945-nucleotide messenger RNA. RefSeq names its product ubiquitin protein ligase E3C (gene ube3c). Gene Ontology annotation, molecular function: ubiquitin protein ligase activity; protein binding. The record is from RefSeq and is a predicted model, not a curated record. Lineage: Eukaryota; Metazoa; Chordata; Actinopteri; Clupeiformes; Clupeidae. Gene Ontology annotation, biological process: ubiquitin-dependent protein catabolic process; protein polyubiquitination.
UGUCAUGUAGGCGGGCUUUCUGUAUUAUGUAUCUAGAAAGAAGGCUGAAAGAAAGAAACAGUCGUUUUCCUCUUUCGUUUUCACUAGCUAGUUCUCUAGUUAAAGGAUCUCUAAUCGGUUGAUCCUUCUCUAAAAGCAGAGAAAAUAUCCAGACCAUUCCUCAAUGGGAAAAGACUAAUCAUGUUCAGCUUUGAGGGUGAUUUCAAAACAAGACCCAAGGUGUCCCUUGGGGGAGCAAGCAGAAAGGAGGAGAAAGCAUCACUUCUUCAUCGCACUCAAGAAGAGAGACGGAAACGUGAGGAUGAACGACGAAGACUGAAAAAUGCUAUCAUCAUCCAGUCCUAUAUCCGAGGAUACCAGGACCGGAAACAGCAGCACUCCAUCCAGAGGGGGCGGUUUGACCAUUGUGUGUGCCAGGCUCAGUCUGCUGGGGUCCCUUCGCUGGCGGACCCCUCCGCUCUCAGCUUCCUGGUGCGGCAGCUGCUGUUCUUCUACAGGCAGCGUGAGGACACACACAGACUGAUAUGGAUGUGCCAGAACCUGGUGAAGCACCACGCCCAGUUUGUGAGCCUCUUGGCAGGGCCAGAGAGGCAAACGUGUGUCUUUCAGAUCAAGAGGUUGCUGGGACACUGCUGCAGACUGUUGAAGCUGUGCAGGGAUGACAGUUUGAAUGUGGCAGUGCCCAUGAGGAUGCUGGAGGUCUUCUCUUCAGAAAGAACCUAUGUGUCUGUUCUGCAGGACGCUAACUGCGUAACAGCACUUAUUGAGCAAAUUUUGCACUAUAUGGUUCAAAAAGGAUACUACAGGUCUCUUUAUAUUUUGGUGAAUCACAAGUUGCCGUCGAGUUUGGAGUACAGCGAUGCCCCCUCAAUCCCCGUGGCUAGUACUUUGCUGGAGCACACUCUCAAGCCUCUGCACUUUAACUAUACCUCCUGUUCAGCAGAUGCCAGGCAGUACGUGUUCUCAGCCUUCACGGAGGAGUUCAUUUCGGUUCCGUUCACCGAGCAGGUGUUCCACUUCUUCAUCCCCGCACUGUCAGACCCACGGUUGGCCUUCCCGUUCCAACCCUUCCUGGCUUCCCUCCGGGCUACUGUAGUUUCCUCCGCCACCAUGCAAGCACAGGCCCCCUGGCUCCUAUACUUUGUGCUCUCUGUUGGAGAGACUAACCUAGGAUCUCUGUCUGAGGAGGGUCUGCUUCUGUACCUGAGUGCCCUGCAGACUCUGCUGCCACUGUUGCCAGUGUCUGAGAGCACCAGCAGAACCGAGGUCAGCAGCGACUCGGAGGACGAGGAGGCGACAAACAAGCACGCCCUCUCCUCACAGGAUGACUUUAGGAUCUCAGUCCAGCUGAUCACAGCGGAGUGCAUUCAGAAGCUGGACACCAAGGAGCAGACCAACGCGCUCCUGACGCUGGUGUGGAGGGACUCUGCCAGCGAGGAGGUCUUCACCAUGAUGGCCUCCAUCUGCCACACGCUCAUGGUGCAGCAUCGCAUGAUGGUGCCCAAAGUCAGGCUACUGUACAGUUUGGCCUUCAACGCCCGCUUCCUCAGACAUCUCUGGCACUUGAUCUGCUCCAUGACAACAAAGAUGAUCACAGGCUCCAUGGUUCCUCUGUUGCAGGUGUUGUCUCGAGGUUCUCCCAUGUCCCUGGAGGACUCCAACCGUAUCAUUCCCCUCUUCUAUCUCUUCAGCUCGCUCUUCAGUCACGCCCUCAUCUCUGUGCACGACUCCGAAUUCUUUGGCUCCUCCAUUGAAGGUGCCUGGAGUUUUCAUCUGGUCACCGGUACAAUAUGCUGUAACAACGAGCCCCAGUCGUCCUCCAUGAUGCCCUUCUCCCUGAUAGAGCUGGUUUCCCUGUCGCGCUGCAUGCGGGAUGCCGGCCUGGGCAUCAUCAAGCUGGCCUACCCCGAGACCAAAAGCGAGCACCGCGAGGAGUACCUGGCGGCCUUCCGCAGCGUGGGGGUCACCACCAACGCCGCUGUGCAGCAGCGCAUCCAGGCCCAGCAGAAGCGCUGGGUGCAGCUCUUCAAGGUUAUCACAAACUUGGUGAAGAUGGUGAAGGCGCGCGACAUCAGGCGGCCUUUCUGUCCCCGGGGCCACUGGCUCUCUCAGGAGGUCAACAUCAGUGCUGAUAAGGUCACUCAGCUCUAUGUCCCGUCAGCACGCCACAUGUGGAGGAUCAGGAGGAUGGGCCGCAUCGGACCUCUGCAGUCCACGCUCGAUGUGGGGAUGGAGCCCCCUCAGCUCUCUGUGUCUGAGGAGCGGCACCUGGCCAUCCUCACAGAGCUUCCGUUCGUGGUUCCCUUUGAGGAGAGAGUCAAGAUCUUCCAGCGUCUCAUCUACGCAGACAAGCGGGACGUGCAGGGGGACGGGCCCUUCCUGGAUGGCAUCAGCGUCACUAUCCGCAGGAACUACAUCUAUGAGGACGCCUACGACAAGCUGUCCCCAGAGAAUGAGCCUGACCUGAAGAAGCGAAUCCGGGUGCACUUACUCAACGCUCAUGGUCUGGACGAGGCCGGGAUUGACGGCGGGGGCAUCUUCCGGGAGUUCCUGAACGAGCUGCUGAAGACGGGCUUCAACCCCAACCAGGGCUUCUUCAAGACCACCAACGAGGGUCUUCUCUACCCCAGCCCCAGCGCUGAUAUGUUGGUGGGGGACUCCUUUACCCGCCACUACUACUUCCUGGGCAGGAUCCUGGGGAAGGCCCUGUAUGAGAACAUGCUGGUGGAGUUGCCGUUUGCCAGUUUCUUCCUGUCCAAACUGCUGGGCACGAGUGCGGAUGUGGAUAUUCAUCACUUGGCCUCUCUGGACCCGGAGAUGUACCGGAACCUUCUGUUCCUGAAGAGCUACGACGAAGAUGUGGAGGACCUGGGACUUAACUUCACCAUCGUCAACAACGACCUUGGGGAGGCUCAGGUGGUUGAGCUGAAGCCGGGCGGCAAGGACGUCCCAGUGACCACGGCAAACCGGAUAGCCUACAUCCAUUUAGUGGCAGAUUACCGCCUGAACAAACAGAUCCGGCCGCAUUGCCUGGCCUUUCGGCAGGGCCUGGCCAAUGUGGUCAACCUGGAGUGGCUACGCAUGUUUGACCAGCAGGAAAUACAGGUGCUGAUCUCUGGUGCUCAUGUACCAAUUUGCCUUGAUGACCUAAAGAAGUUCACUAACUAUUCAGGUGGUUACGCAGCCACCCACCCAGUCAUUACGAUCUUCUGGGAGGUUGUGGAGAGUUUCACAGAUGACGAGAAGAGGAAACUGCUGAAGUUUGUCACCAGCUGUUCACGCCCACCGCUGCUUGGCUUCAAGGAGCUGUACCCAGCCUUUUGUAUCCACAAUGGCGGCACUGAUCUGGAGAGACUACCGACUGCCAGCACCUGCAUGAACCUGCUGAAGCUCCCAGAGUUCUGUGACCAGCACCUGAUGAGGAACAAGCUUCUCUACGCCAUCGAGUCCUCUGCAGGCUUCGAGCUCAGCUGAGGAAGGACCUUGGGGGUGUUGCCAUGGCAACCCUACAGACCUGGACGGGGAGUGAAGUUGGUGUUGGGUUUUGGUGGUGGUUGUUGUGGUUGUGGUGGUCAGCAAACACCACUGUCACAACAAUCACUGGAGCAGAAACGUAAUCGGACAGGCUGUGCUUGUCUGAAAGACUGCAGUUAUUGGCUGAGGACAUGAAAAACUCACCAGUCAGAGCACAGAUAUCUUUGGGUGUUUUUUGGAAGUUGUGACUGUUGAAGCACUCUAAAAGGCACUAGGCGGACAUGACAUAAUGGGGGAAAGGACAUUUAGACAUUUUAUUUUAAGAUGAUGUAACGUGUAUUUUAAAGAAAACCUAUGUAUAGAAAAAAUGGAAUGGCUACUAUAGAUUUUAGUUGCUUUUGUGCAAAACCUACAUCCUACAGCCAAGAUUACACUUCUGGGAGUUUGCACGCUAAAAAUAAAAUGUAAAACCUUAUACCUGUCCAAUGGCAAAUUCACCAAAGAUUUAGCUGAUCUACCACAACCAGAUGCUUUUCUGCCUUGUUAACAGAAAUCCUCAAGUUUGUGAUGCUAAAACAAGAACUGAAGCAAACACAAGCAGACAUACGUAGAUAUCUAAGACAUGCUAACACAUCGGCCUCAGUGAUAUUUGUGAAGGCAGUAAUGACCCUCACAGACCACCGAAGGAAAAGCCUUGAACACUUAGCUGUUUUAGUGCUGGUCUGCACUGAAUGGCUGAAGAUCAAACAGGAUAGCACAGGGGGCUAAACAUGUUAGCGAUGCUAACGGAAGAGGCUGGUCAAGAUUUACCGCUCACUCAAACAGGCGGUUGGAGCACGUUCAAGCAUUAAAUGGUCGGAGGUCAUGGAGCAGUAGGCCUUUGGGGACGGUUUCAGAUGCUGAUUCUGCAGAGAGCAGGCACCGUGCCGCUCACCCACAUGCCCUACUCUACCAGGGGCUACUUAAAGCUCCUCCUAAAGUCUGCAUGACUGAAGAAUUAACCAACAAUAGCAGAUAUUUUGUGAUUUCCAUAUUGGUAAUUAAUAUGACAAUUAUUAAUUGCCAUCAUGAUGUUUUCUGUCUUUCUAAGCAUUCUUUACCAUGUCAAGCAAGGUUUAAGACUGAGGAUCUUGCCCAACAUAAGCACGUUUUGUGGUGGCAGUGUGGCCAAUGGUAUUUGCCCAUAUGUACAUGUUAACACGUUUUCUGCGUGCUACUACUUUGCACAGUGUGUUUGUACAGAUUGUAUUUCCCCUUGGCCAUGAUCCCCUUGUGUUUUGGGAUGAAGGCUGAAUCCUGAAGUCAGCUGCUUAAUCUUAAAAGUGAACACAGUCCAUGUGCCCUGAAAUAGUUUGUCUUGAAGUAACAGUCCCUUCCGUACAGAGUGUGGAUAUCUGUGUACCCAUACCAUGGGAGGAAGAGUGUAAAUGGAUAUGAUUAAAAGUUGUUUUUAGUUUUUUUUUUUUUGCAA